Naegleria lovaniensis is the source of this 3414-nucleotide messenger RNA. RefSeq lists its product as uncharacterized. The transcript is spliced from 11 exons. NCBI's taxonomy places the organism in Eukaryota, Heterolobosea, Eutetramitea, Acrasida, Naegleriidae. The record is from RefSeq and is a predicted model, not a curated record. Bases 1 to 3414 code for a protein of 1137 amino acids.
AUGCUCAAAGCUUCCAUUGAAGUCAAUAGCUCAGGCACGCCCGGAAUCAAUGGAACCUCCGGAUUCAGUGGGUCGAGUGGACAUACCGGAUCUAGUGGUUCAAGUGGUUCACAUGGUCACACUGGUUCUCGUGGUGGUAAUGGUUCACAUGGUCAUCGAGGUGGUAAUGGAACUCAUGGUACUAAUGGUUCACGAGGUACUCAUGGAGGUCAUGCAAGUGAUAUUCGAGUAUUGAUUGAUGGAAUGGAUCAUCAUUCAGUAGUCAUUAGUGGAACUGUGAAUGAAACAUUAUGUAUUCCAGAUGGAUCUGUAAAAGCAAUGAGAUUUUAUGCGAAUGGAGGUGCAGGUGGUCAUGGAGGUGAUGGUGGAAGUGGUGGAUCAGGAGGUUCAGGUGGUUGGGGUGGAUCAGGUGGAUCAGGAGGAAGUGGUCGAUCAGGAAGUAGUGGACAAAAUGGAGGAGAUGGUGGAGAUGGUGGAGAUGGUGGAGAUGGAGCAGAUGGUGGAGAUGGAGGAAAUGGUGGACAUGUUAUUAUUGAAACUCAUAAUCCAGCUCUAUUGAAAUUUGUUCAUGCUGAAUGUUUUGCUGGAAGAGCUGGAAGUGGUGGUUCUGCUGGAUGUGGUGGAAGUGGUGGUUCAGGUGGAAGUGGUGGUUCAGGUGGUUCAGGUGGACAUGGUGGUAGUGCUGGAUCUAAAUUAGAACAUCAAUCUCAUUCACCUCACAGUGGUAGUUCAGGUAAAUAUGGACAUGCUGGACAUCGAGGAAAUUCUGGUAAUUCUGGACGUGAUGGUCGAUGUGGAAUGGAUGGUCGUUCAGGUCAAAUGGGUUCACUUCUCUUUCGAGUUUUAGAUCCUCUCACAAACAUGCCCAUUGAUCAAGGAUCUACUCUUUUCGAUUUGGCUGUUACUUCCUAUCAAUUAUUUGCAGUAGAAGAUGAUGGUAUCUUUGAACCUGGUGAAAGUGUAUUCAUUUCCAAUGUCAUGGUCACCAACACUGGUGGAAUGAUUUUACCACCUGGUACUCUUAUUCAAUUCCCAAAUUGUGAUUCUAUUCCUAACAAACAACCCUUUCUCUCUUCAAAUAUGAUCUAUGUCAUUCCUCAACCCAUUUUACCAGGUGGAAUGUUUCAAAUUCCAUUUCAAUUUUAUGGUCAUAUAGGAGAUGUACCUGAACCUAAAAUGAAUGGACCUUAUCAUGCAGUGAUGGCAAUUCAAUCCCAUGCCUCAUUAUUAACAUCACCUUUUGAUCAAGGAUGUCUUUUAAAUAAUUAUAAUAUUACAUAUCCAAUCAAAAUAGCACCUUUGACUCAACCUUCUCAAUUAGGAAGAAGUGAAAAGGGUACAGUGACUGUUCAAUUUCAUAACAUUUCAACCAUGAUUUAUGGAAGUCAAUCGCAUUCAGAACGACAACACACAAGUUUUGUCAUUUCUUUUGAUCAUCGAUUUACAGUUCAUAAUGAACCUAAUUUGAAUGGUGUGAAUGCUAUUGAAGAAGAUAUUCCAUUGAUACAUCCUGGUAUGACUUAUUCAAGAAGUUUCCAAAUUGAGUUGAAUGAUUUGGCACAAUUUUUUGAAACAGUUCCAUUUAAAGUGAGUUUGAAAUUGAGAGGAAAGAUUAUUGAAAAUAUGGAAAGUUCUAUUCGAUUGACUCCAAAUUAUUAUCCAACCACACCAUCUCAGAAUCAUUAUGAUGUGUUAUUAUUUACAGACAAACAAAUUGUAAGACAAGAAUUCUUAGCCUAUAUGAAAAUAUUAGAAGGAUUAGGACUCAGUGUGAAUAUUUGGGAUUGUGAACGAUAUGGUGGAAUUUCUUUUGUUAAAAAUCCUCAAAACGUAAUGAUGAUGCAACCACAACCACUCAUUCAGCAACCACAACCCUUCAUCAUGGAUCCAGCAGUGUCUAAUCUCAUACCUCAGAGUAGUACUGUCGUUGCUUCUAACAUGGUUCCUGUGAUUGGAUUAACACCAAAUGAACAAAAUCCCAACAUGAUCAUGACACCAACGACAGUCACUCAUUCCACACCUCCAUUGAUGAUGCCUAGUGUUGGUGGUACUACUGGUACGACUCCCAACAACAAUAAUAAUACUAUUGUACGACAUCCCAUUUCAUGGAUUCAUGGAGGAUAUGAAGGUAAAAUUCUCAUCUAUCCCAUGCUCAAUCAAGGUGAUGAAAAUAAUCUCCUCUCAGAAGAUUUAUUUCAAAUAUUGAGAGGAGUAGCAUGGAAUGAUACAAGUACUUUGGGUAAUACUACCACGACGAGUAAUAGUGGUACUACCAAUACUACUAAUAAUAAUAAUAGUACAACUACAAAAUCUAAUCAAACAGCAACAACAACUCUACAACAUGUUGCACCUCCUCCUACUCUUGGUGCAUUUAUUUUCAUUGGAAAUGUGGAUGGUAGUAAAUUUAGAACAAGACUCUUCAAACCCGUGCCAUCCAAACCCAUUCCAGAACAAGAGUUGAGAGAAGUAUUUUUAAUUAGUACACCCAAUGAGAGAGAUUUAGAAAGAAAAUGUAAUGAAUAUUUUGAUAAGGUACUUCACAAGAUUACUCCUUCAAGACAUUACUCUUCAUGUGCUUUGAAAUUUAAUCCUAAAAAGAGUGGAGUAUUUUCAAAGACUAGUCUUGGAACUGCAAAAUAUAAGGAAUUACCAGUCACUGCAACUGAUUGUUGUUUUUCAUUGAAUACUUCCUCUGGUCAUUCACAAAAUUUCAUGACUGCUGAUUCUCAAAAUAAUUUAGUCACGAAUCAAUUUUUAGUGAGUUCUAAUUUUGGAAGGUUAUUGAAUACAGUGAUAUUUUCACUUCCACUUGAAAAGAGAUUAAGUUUAUUGAAGAAACCAACCGAAUGGCUUGCACAAGUGAAAUUUGUUGAAGAGAAUGGAGAAGUAUCGAAUUAUGUGAAGGCAAUAUUGUGGUCUCUCUAUUACAAUAUUUAUGAAGAAAUUUUAUUUAGAGAUGAAAUGGGAAGAUUUACUUCAGUGAUUAAGAAUGAUUUUGAAAAUCAUUUGACUGAAUAUCAAUCUCAUCCUGAACGUGUGAAAUUGUGUGAACACUUCUAUCUCAUGUUGGCAUCACUUCGUAAAAUGUUGAAAUGGAAGGGAAUGUUGUUGUCCAAGACAAAGGAGAACAAACGAAACUUUGAACAAUUUGCAGAUGCUAUGGAGAAGAUUAUUUUAAACAAACUCAUUACAGAUACCACUCAAGCUGAGAAUAUGAAGAAGGAAACCAAACAAAAAUUGAAAGUAUUACCACCAACCUACUUUUCAUUCCAUAUGAAAUUCAUGCAGAGAUUGUUCAUGUCUCAUUUUCAAAAUGAAUUGGAAAAGGAUUUGACAAGUGGAUUCUUUGGAAGUGUGGCCAAGAAUUUUCACUCCGUGUCAGAUGGUAAUUCCACGUUUUUAGAUUAUUGGUAA